This is a messenger RNA of Purpureocillium lilacinum, 1320 nucleotides long. RefSeq lists its product as uncharacterized. Gene Ontology annotation, biological process: response to salt stress; protein folding; response to hydrogen peroxide. The record is from RefSeq and is a predicted model, not a curated record. Lineage: Eukaryota; Fungi; Ascomycota; Sordariomycetes; Hypocreales; Ophiocordycipitaceae.
AUGGCCUCCCAAGACCAGAACCGGGCCAACGUGCCCUUCUGGGACUUCAUCCAGUCCUUCGACCCGAACCGCGCCGCGGCCGCCGCCCCUGGCCAAGGCGUCGACCACCACGACGGCAACCCGCCCCCCUUCCCGCCCUUCAUGGCCGGCUUCGGCUUCCCUUGGGGCACCGGUCCCCGUGGCCAUCACCACGGCGGUCACGGCCCCCAUCCUCCUCCGCCUCCGCCACCGCCCGGCCACCACGGGCCUCCCCACCCUCACCACCCCCCUCCUCCUCCUCCUCCCGGCUCUGGCUGGGACAGCGACUGGGACUUUGAAUGGGGUCCCUGGUCGCAUGACGACGAGGGCCAGUGGCCCUGGGGCCGGCGCGGAGGACGUCAUAAUCAUCGCCACCACGGCCGCGGUCGUGGACACCCCGGCCGUGGACGCCGGCACGAGGGCAACACCGAAGGAGAUGCCCAGCAGCAGGACGAUGCCGCUGCCGCCCCUAUCGACGUUGAUGCUACCACCGCCACCGCCGAGCGCGCCGCUCCCGACGAGAAAGCCACCGGCUCCCCCGACACCAUGGACCAAGACUUCCCCGACCCAGCCGAGGUCACCCCCGACGAGGACGAGGCCUCGCCGCCUCCCUACGGCGGGCCGGGCGGACCGUCCCACGGCCGCCGCGGCCACGGACGCUGCCGUCGCGGCGGCGGCUUCGGACGCGGAGCCUGGGGCCGUGACCACCCCUGGGGAUGCCGCCGCGGCGGCGGGCGUCACCACGGCGCCUGGGGCGGCGUCGGCGGCAGCGCGCCGUUUGACUUCCAAGGCAUGAUGCGCGGCGUCAUGGGCCACCCGUUUUUCCAGAACGUGCGCGAGCAGGCCCAGCGCUAUUACACCGGCGCCGGCGCGGAUAGCAACAACAUGAACAACAACGGCGACGAGUCGUCCUCCUCCUCCUUCUCACCCCCCGUCGACGUCUUCAACACCACCGUCGCCUACGUCGUGCACGUGGCCCUCCCCGGCGCGCGCAAGGAGGACCUCGGCGUGACCUGGAACCCCGACCGCGGGACCCUCGACAUCGCGGGCGUCGUGCACCGCCCCGGCGACGAGUUCUUCCUCGAGACGCUCGCCUCGGCCGAGCGCCGCGUCGGCCUCUUUGAGCGCAGCGUCGCCCUGCCCCCCGCCGCCGCCGCCGGCGACUCCAACAACGCGCACCGCGAGGAGGCGGUCGUCGACGCGGACAACAUCACGGCCCGCAUGGAGGACGGCGUGCUCGUCGUCGUCGUGCCCAAGAUCGAGAAGGAGUGGACCGAGAUUCGCAAGGUCGACAUUGAGUGA